Molecule: messenger RNA, 2269 nt
Organism: Pleuronectes platessa (European plaice)
Lineage: Eukaryota; Metazoa; Chordata; Actinopteri; Pleuronectiformes; Pleuronectidae
Gene: tfg
Product: trafficking from ER to golgi regulator
Exons: 8
Coding region: 191-1453 (420 amino acids)
Biological process (GO): COPII vesicle coat assembly; endoplasmic reticulum to Golgi vesicle-mediated transport
Cellular component (GO): endoplasmic reticulum exit site
Molecular function (GO): identical protein binding
Source: RefSeq, a predicted model, not a curated record
GGCUGCGCCCUGUGAAUGCCACGUACUGUCUGACGUUGACAGUGAAGAGGACGCUUCCUGAUGCUGGCCAGGACCCGGCUAGGCUAGCUAACAUAUUUUAUUUUCACGGUUCGGGAGGAAAGCUGUGAAACACAGCGAGGUCUAGUCGUCUGAUUCAGAGCGGUGGGAGCAGAGCAGGUCGAACUUCACAAUGAACGGCCAGCUGGACCUGAGCGGGAAGCUGAUCAUCAAAGCACAGUUGGGUGACGACAUCAGACGUAUCCCUAUCCACAAUGAAGACAUCACUUAUGAUGAGCUGGUGCUGAUGAUGCAGCGCGUCUUCAGGGGCAAACUGCAGAGUAAUGAUGAAGUUGCGAUCAAAUACAAGGAUGAGGAUGACGACCUCAUCACCAUCUUCGACAGCUCUGACCUCUCCUUUGCAAUCCAGUGUAGUAGAAUACUCAAACUCACUUUGUUUGUGAAUGGUCAGCCGCGGCCUUUGGAGUCCAGCCAGGUGAAGCACCUGCGCAGGGAGCUCAUCGAGCUCAGGAAUAAAGUCAACAACCUCCUGGACAGUCUGGAGCCCCCCACAGACCCUAGCCUGGCUGCCGCAGCACCGGAUAGUGAAUCAGUGGACGGACGUGAAGGCAAAGUUGUGGCAGGAGACCACACAGUUAAACAGGCCACUCCGGUCAGUGCGGCCAGCAUGUCAGCCUUCGACCCUUUAAAGAACCAGGACGAGGUCAGCAAGAAUGUCAUCUCUGCUUUCGGCCUUAGUGAGGACCAGGCCCAAGUAGCUCCACCAUCAAUUGCAGCAGAUGAGCGCUCAGGAACCCCUGACAGCAUUGCCUCCUCCUCAUCUGCGGCCCCUCUGCCAGGAGUACCGCCCCAACCACAGGCUCCCUAUCCUGGAGUACAGCAGGGACCCCCAGCUGGCAUGGAUGGUCAGGUGUAUCAACAGUACCAGGCUCCAGGUGGAUACCAGCAGCCUGGUGCCCCACCACAGCAGCAGUAUGGUAUGCAGUACCCUGCAGGAUAUAGCCCUCAGCCCGGAGCCCCUCAGCCUGGCCCACCACAGCAGCAGCAGCAGCAGCCGCAGCAGCCGCAGCAGCAACAGCAGUUUCAGAACUACGCCCCUCCCUCCUCCCAGGCUCCCGCCCCUGGGCCAGCCCAAGCCCCUGCUCCAGCCCCGGGCUUCCAAGGUGGCCAGCAGCAGCCCCAUCCACCUCAGGGAGGCCAGCAGUAUCCACCAGGAGCCUUCCCUCCCCAAAACUAUACCUCCCAGGCCUCCCAGCCUGCUAACUACAGCCUGCCGCCCAGCUCCCAGCCUAGCCCCGGGUACCAGCCCCGCCAGGCAUACACCGCACCUCCAGGCACCACUGUCACCCCUCCACCAGGAGCUGGUAACCCAUAUGCCCGCAACCGCCCAACUUACGGCCAGGGCUACACUCAGCCAGGCCCUGGGUACCGGUAAAAAGAGGACAGCUGAUGUUACUGAUCCUCACACACACCCCAAACCCCCUACCCUCUGUGUGGCUCCAGCUGUUCUGAUUGGGUGCAGGAAACAUGGUUGACUGCUCUAUAUUUCCCUACUCGUACAAAUAUCAAGUCCAAAUAUGAAACAAGCUACCCCCUCCCCUCCUUUGCCCCAGUCUGAUGGUUAGUGUUUGUCUCUUCAACAUACCACAGUGUUCUGACCCUGCUGUGUUUCCCCGUUAUUUUCCCCUCCUGACAACACCACCACCCUCCGCUCUGCCCUCUCGUCCCUGUCAUUGUAACACAGUCUGUAUGCACACACCUGGGAGACCAAAACAGGCCGUUGCACAAACUGUUUGUUGUUCUUUUCAUGGUAACACUUUUUUUUGCGGGCAACAUUUCCGCAUAUUUGUCACACAUGUCAACCGCUUGUGCUGCGUUAACGUUGCUUAGAUGCAUUUAUAAGACACUAAAUGAAAAGUUACCCCUUUGUUGUUUUGUCCUCUUGUGUUUAUUUCCUCUAUUUUACCACCAUGUCGGUAUUAAUGAUGUGUUCUUGACUCUGCCCCGGGUUGGGAACACUAGCUAGGUGAUGGCUUGUGGGAGGUGUAGAUCCCAGUGUAAUGAAGAAGGCUUGUUUUGUUCUAGCUCGUAAUAUCACCUUCAAAAUAAGUUUGUUAUUCCUCUUUCUUUUUUUUUCUGAUCACUGGUUUUUACUAAUAUAUCAAAUCAAAUUUCACCUUCAAAUGAGAUUAGUUGUUUAUGUAUAAACUGUAACAUUUUUUUCUUUAACCUAAUAAAUGAUUGAGACCCA